Aureobasidium subglaciale EXF-2481 is the source of this 970-nucleotide messenger RNA. RefSeq lists its product as uncharacterized. Lineage: Eukaryota; Fungi; Ascomycota; Dothideomycetes; Dothideales; Saccotheciaceae. Gene Ontology annotation, biological process: quinate catabolic process. The transcript has a single exon. Gene Ontology annotation, molecular function: 3-dehydroquinate dehydratase activity. The coding region runs from base 356 to 808 and encodes 150 amino acids. The record is from RefSeq and is a predicted model, not a curated record.
GCCGAGCUCUUUCCGGGAUCAAUGCAUCGUUCGCAGCGAAGUCAAAUUGUGCAAAGCAUCAGCUCUCUCCCGGUUGGACCCAUGUGUACCUGCCCUAACACUCAUUAUUUCUGUUGAGGACGUACGGUACGACCUCACAUGCACUUUCCGCUCACAGACUGCGAAGUUGUGCAGCAGCAGCUUGCAAACAUUUCGGUAAAGGUCUUAGCCGGUGACUACAAAUCAGGGGUAGACCACCAACAUAUGAUCCGAUGCUUGAAAGAAUCGUCAAAUACAGUAAAUUGAUAACAAUCGCCAUACUGGUGGUAUAACAAGGCGGCAAGAUCAAAUCUAUCACUAUCAUCUUCCUGCCAAAAUGUCAAGCAAAUCCAUCCUUAUGAUCAACGGACCAAACCUCAACCUCCUUGGAACCCGGGAACCACACAUCUACGGAUCCGAGACGCUGAAAGAUGUCGAGAAUUCAGCGCAACAACAAGGCUCAGAUCUAGAUCUCAAGAUCGCCACCUUCCAAUCAAACCACGAAGGUCAUAUCAUCGACCGCAUCCACGAAGCCAGAGGCGACUGCGACUAUAUCAUCAUCAACCCGGGAGCUUUGACACAUACAUCAGUUGGCAUUCGCGACGCACUCGGAGGUGUAGCUAUUCCUUUUGUCGAAGUCCAUAUUAGUAAUGUGCAUUCUCGGGAGGAGUUUAGGCACAAGAGCUUUUUGAGCGACAAAGCUGUGGCUGUCAUUUGUGGACUUGGUACAUAUGGCUAUACUGCAGCCAUCGAUUUUGUGGCGAGAAAAUUGGCUGUGAAGAAAGAUUGAGCACUUCGUGUAUCUACAAAUUCGAGAUCAUUCGAAGAAGUCGAGAUCAACUGCAAGACAGUGCAUAAGGCUAUCAUCUGUAGUUUUUUUGCAAAGGCUCUGUCUGAUAUAAAAUCCCAUUUACCCAGAUCACAUGGAUGUUACACUGCCCAAACUUUCAAU